This is a messenger RNA of Ipomoea triloba (trilobed morning glory), 1754 nucleotides long. Its product is annotated as nodulation-signaling pathway 2 protein-like. The record is from RefSeq and is a predicted model, not a curated record. NCBI's taxonomy places the organism in Eukaryota, Viridiplantae, Streptophyta, Magnoliopsida, Solanales, Convolvulaceae. Gene Ontology annotation, cellular component: nucleus. Gene Ontology annotation, molecular function: sequence-specific DNA binding; DNA-binding transcription factor activity. Gene Ontology annotation, biological process: regulation of DNA-templated transcription. Bases 75 to 1553 code for a protein of 492 amino acids. The transcript has a single exon.
CUCUUUUUGUCUAUAUAAAAUAACUACUCAAUCCCUAAGAUCACUUCUCCUUCUUAUUCCAUAUUCGAUCUGCCAUGAUGAUGGUCGACGAAAUCCUCCCUGAUUUUGACUUUUGUGGGUACAGUGGCUGUAGCACCACCACCACCUCGUCAUCCGAGGGUGACCACGCUGCCACGUGGAAUGGAAGUUCGCCGUUGGUUGACUGGGGAUUUUUCUCCGGCGACGAUGAGUUUGGCGAUCUUAUUGAUUCCAUGAUGGAGGGGCAGGCGGCGAACACCACCGUCGGUUUGAGUUUUCCGGCCAUCCCGACGGUGGUGGAGGUGGAGAACGAGGAUCAGGACGAGGACGAGGACGGGGAGUAUAAUAUGGUGGAGGAUACGAAAGGUUUGAGGCUCGUACACCUUCUGAUGGCGGCGGCGGAGGCGCUCACUGGCUUGAAUAAGAGCCGCGAGUUGGCUCGCGUGAUAUUGGUUCGGCUCAAGGAACUGGCUUCCCCUCGCGACGGCUCCAAUAUGGAGCGGCUCGCGGCUUACUUCACCGACGCGCUCCAGGCCUUGCUGGACGGCGCGGGGAGCCUGCACGCCAAGAGUUUCCCGGCGAGCCACGAGCACUCUCACGCCGACGCGCUGGCGGCGUUCCAGCUCUUACAGGACAUGUCUCCCUACGUGAAAUUCGGCCAUUUUACCGCGAAUCAAGCGAUUCUCGAGGCCGUUACGCACGAUCGGCGAGUCCAUAUCGUCGAUUACGAUAUAAUGGAAGGAAUCCAAUGGGCUUCUUUAAUGCAAGCUUUAAUUUCACGAGAAGACGGCCUCCCGGCCCCACAUCUCCGGAUCACCGCAUUGUCACGCGGCGGCGGCGGCGGCUCCAGCCGCCGCUCCUUCUGCUCGAUUCAGGAAACCGGCCGCCGCCUCACCGCCUUCGCGGCGUCGAUCGGCCAGCCGUUUUCGUUCCACCAGUGCCGGCUCGACUCCGACGAGGCGUUCAAGCCGUCGGCGCUGAAAUUGGUCAGGGGAGAAGCCUUGAUUGUAAACUGUAUGCUUCACCUCCCCCAUUUCAGUUACCGGUCGCCGGAUUCCAUCGCGUCCUUCCUCUCCGGCGCGGCGACGCUAAAUCCCCGGCUCGUGACGCUGGUGGAGGAGGCGGCGCCGGCGCCGCCUCCGGACGGCGGGUUCGUGGACCGGUUCAUGGACACUUUACAUCACUACUCUGCCUUAUAUGAUUCACUGGAAGCGGGUUUUCCGAUGCAAGAUCAGGCGCGUACGUUAGUUGAGCGCGUGUUCUUGGGGCCGAAAAUAUCGGUGGCCAUAACGCGGAGUUAUCGGUCUCGGGGAGAGGAAUACGGUUGGUCGUGGGGAGAGUGGGUGCCGGAAAACGCGGGAUUCCGGCCAAAAACCAUAAGCUUUGCGAAUCGUUGUCAGGCGAAAUUGUUGCUGGGGCUGUUUAACGAUGGGUACAGAGUUGAAGAAAUUGGAAACCAUAAACUGGUUUUAGGGUGGAAAUCCAGGCGAAUCCUCUCUGCUUCUGUCUGGACCUCUCCUGAUUCUGAUCUGUGAAUGAAUUCUUUUUUUACUUCUAUUUCAUUUUCACAGUUUGUUUUUGUUCAAUAAUUUCUAACAAAAUCAGUCAGUUAAUGUCCACGAAGUGGGUGUCAAGUGUCUAGUGGACAUGAGAGUUAUCCAUUUUAUCUGGUGUACUGUACCUAUUGCUGCAAAUUGCUUAUCAAGAUUGAUGAAUAAUACAUCACAAAAACCCCA